UGUGUCUGUACCCUGACCCCUGUUCAUCAUCUCUUCCAUCUCUCUCAUCAGAUAUAUACAGCAAAGCACAACUUUUCUUCAAUCUGGAGCAAUCCUAGGGUUUCUCUCACACUCGGAACCUCAGCUUACAGCUACUUUGCCGUUCUAAGAUUCGGUGAAAAUAAUGUCACAGAACGGAAAAUUAAUGCCGAAUCUGGACCAGAACAGCACCAAGCUCCUCAACUUGACCGUUCUUCAGCGUAUCGAUCCUUUCAUUGAAGAAAUUCUUAUCACUGCUGCUCAUGUUACCUUCUACGAAUUCAACAUCGAUAACAGCCAAUGGAGUCGAAAGGAUGUGGAAGGAUCUCUAUUUGUUGUCAAGAGAGGGUGUUACAGGAGUUCUCAACCGCGGUUUCAGUUUAUUGUUAUGAACCGAAGAAAUACAGAUAAUUUGGUGGAGGAUCUCCUGGGGGAUUUUGAGUAUGAGGUCCAGGUUCCAUAUUUGUUGUAUCGAAAUGCUUCCCAAGAAGUAAAUGGGAUAUGGUUUUAUAAUCAGCGUGAAUGUGAAGAAGUUGCAAAUCUCUUUGACAGGAUACUCGGUGCGUAUUCCAAGGUGCCUACCAAGUCAAAAGUACCACUGACAAAGAGUGAAUUUGAAGAGCUGGAAGCAGUUCCAACCAUGGCUGUAAUUGAUGGUCCUCUGGAGCCAUCGUCGUCUACUGCCACAAAUGCUCCGCAUCUCCCUGAGGAAAAUGCCUUUUUGAACUUCUUCAGUAAUGCUAUGACAAUUGGGAAUGCUCCGAGUACUACAGUUCCAGGGCAGCCAUACCACUCAUCUUCACCGGUCCUGCCUCCUCCUCGUCCUCCUGCUGCUGUUCCUCCCUCUUCUGCACCUGCCCUGAUUCCAUCUCCGCCUCUUUCAACUUCUUCCCUUUUGAGGCCCCUCCUUGAUGCAUCUGAAUCAGACAGCAGUGCUAAAUGGUCUUCAAAUCUGGUGAAGCCAUCAUCAUUUUUUGGUCCUCCAACCGCCUCUUCUCCGCUGAUGCCUGCCGUUUCUUCAUCUUUGCCCACUGCUCCCCCACUUCUUCCGCUUGGGAAUCUCCAACGUCCUUAUGGAGCUCCUUUGCUUCAACCAUUUCCUCCGCCGACUCCUCCUCCAUCUCUCACUCCUGCUUCUGCUCCUACCCCAAACUAUGGACCUGUUGUUAGCAGAGACAAAGUGCGGGAAGCACUUCUAAUGCUUGUUCAGGAUGACCAAUUCAUUGACAUGGUAUACCGGGCAGUGCUAAAUGCUCAUCAUUCAUAAUAUGAAGCGGAACUCUUCUAAUUCGUCUAAUGAGAUACAUCGUGUUUACUGGAGCUGAAAGAGGAUCAAGUGUAUAGGGGGGUUCCUUCUGUUUAUGGUGUCUGUGAGACCCGCUAUGUAUAGUUAUAGUUUGUUUUUUUAUUUUUUGCGUUAGUUUUUGGAGUUUAACCUCUCUGAUAUAUAGUUGUUUUCGUUUGUGGGUUUUACCAGUCUGGACACUCCAAUUUUGUUCCUUGUAAUACUAUUAGCGAGAAUCAUGUGAACUGGGUAUGUGUUGCCAGCCUUGGCCUGUGCAAACAAUUCUUAUGAUGAUC
Nicotiana attenuata is the source of this 1599-nucleotide messenger RNA. RefSeq names its product mRNA-decapping enzyme-like protein. Gene Ontology annotation, cellular component: P-body. Gene Ontology annotation, biological process: deadenylation-dependent decapping of nuclear-transcribed mRNA; deadenylation-independent decapping of nuclear-transcribed mRNA; positive regulation of catalytic activity. The record is from RefSeq and is a predicted model, not a curated record. The transcript has 8 exons. The coding region runs from base 164 to 1285 and encodes 373 amino acids. Lineage: Eukaryota; Viridiplantae; Streptophyta; Magnoliopsida; Solanales; Solanaceae. Gene Ontology annotation, molecular function: enzyme activator activity; mRNA binding.